Messenger RNA from Colletotrichum lupini, 1857 nucleotides. RefSeq lists its product as uncharacterized. Bases 1 to 1857 code for a protein of 618 amino acids. Lineage: Eukaryota; Fungi; Ascomycota; Sordariomycetes; Glomerellales; Glomerellaceae. The record is from RefSeq and is a predicted model, not a curated record. The transcript is spliced from 12 exons.
AUGGCCAUGCAUGGCUCCAACAUGCACACGGGAGAUGGAGCCUUUUUUUUUUCUCUCUUCCCUUUCAAGAUAUGCACAAGAAAGGGGUUCGGUAUCCCUCCAACCUUGACUCCGGACAGCGGGCACUGGAAGAGAGAUGUGAUUACAGACGACCUCUUGCGUGGCAUCCAUGAUCCAGAUCCUGAUCAAUUUUUUUUUUGCUCCAACGUCCAAGGUGGAAACAGCGGCAAGCGGGAGAUUGGGAUCAAAAUCGGGCCCUGGCGGCCACGUGCGGUGCCGACAGUGACGACUGACGAGAUGGAUGAGGUGCCGGCCCUGCCCCUGCGCUGUGGAGGGGGCCAAGGACAAGGAGUCUGCGAGGGCUCGUUUUUGUUCCUUCACAAGUUCACAACCAGGCAUGGGAUGAUGGGGGCACGGGGACAGCAUGCCGGAUUUUUUCCCCCUUCGUUAUGCGCACAAGCCGCAGGCCCAUGCUUCUCAUUAAACUCUACCAAGGGUCCUCGUCACGGCCGUAGUAAAGGGACCCGUGGAGGACGCGUGCGACGCAGACAACACUUGCAUUCGACUGGGCUGCCUCACGACAUGGCCACCUCGAGUCAGUCUUGUUCAGUCCGCUACCGAGUACCGAACCGGUGCAAACAAUGCGGAUACUGCCGGACGACGUCUAUCGUGUUGGAAGCCUUGGAACCUUUCUCUGAAGCUCUGGAGACAGGUGGAUGCCGGAUGCUAAACGCGCGAAAACAGAAGCCCCGCGCGGUUUUGCCUGCCGGCCCGAUGACCUGCGUCGGGUCGGCGGCCUUCGCUCGCCAGCUUACACUACUCGAGCGCUCCAACGCCAUUCGGAGCUGUCACCGUCAAAGGACUCGUUACCCAGGGAGGCAUGAGAUGUAUUCCGUGUUUCAAUCUCCUCAUGAAUUGUCUCGUGGUGACAACUAUGCUCAAAAUGAGAUUGCUGUCAUCCCUUCCGGUGUUCUGCUAGCGCGCCGCCUCAACGAUAUGGAGAUCCUGGAGGCUGUCCACAUCAGCCCUCUACCUGAUGGUUUUGAGAUUGACAUUUUCGCGCGCGAAGCCUAUGUUGGCUUAGCCUUUAAUCAAACAAACCCCGCCUGGGUUCCUGUACCGGCGAAAAUACACUCGUCGCCAUUGCCUCGCCUAGACACCACCGAUAAUCUUGCUUUGCCCAUGAGCAAACAAGGCAUUGACACUUACAACUAUGCUAUGUCAGGAGGAGGGAGGAAUCCUUCCGCUGCUGUGCUACCCCUUUUCACCAAGUAUCACGUCCCGAGGAGUAUUGAUAGACGACCUUCACGAAGAUCUCCGAAGUUGCCUGCAAGAUGCCGAAUUCUAAUUCGCCUCGCAAGCUUGUCUAAAGUUGGUGCCAGCCAGGUCCGUCAGCAUGAAGCUCCGAAGCUGACAGGUGAUAUUUACCGCAGCGGGUUUGUUCGUUAUGCAAAGUUACGCCACAUCCACGGUCUCGGGACCGCUCCGCUCAGCUCUGCAAAGACCAAGAUAGGUCAACGAGAGACCAGUGUACCGGAUGCACUCGGCAAGCUCGCUCUCUCAGACUCUCUCGUAUACGGGCUCCUUCUUCGUGAAACGACCGCGGGCUUUUGCGGGUUGCUUUUUGCCUAUCCAGAUGCGGGCCCCGAGGAACCCGGGACAAUGACGAGGCGAGACGAUGAUGUGUUGCAAAUGCCCUUCAAUACUCCCGCGUUUGUAGGCGAAAUCAAUGCAGCGGCAGCCAGACGAGUUGAAGUCAGGGACUCGCCUGACUCGGCUGAAGGAGGAUAUUCUUGGAUCCUGGGGUUGCACAUGUCGAGUACACGGCAUACGGCGGGACUUUGUCUCCAAGGCUAA